Messenger RNA from Hemisphaericaspora subhashii, 1163 nucleotides. RefSeq lists its product as uncharacterized. The annotation marks the transcript as partial. Lineage: Eukaryota; Fungi; Ascomycota; Pichiomycetes; Serinales; Debaryomycetaceae. The record is from RefSeq and is a predicted model, not a curated record. The transcript has a single exon.
GGAGAACUCCAGGAAGAGAACCGGAAGCUACUCCUGCAACUUCCACCGAGUCAACUCCAGGAGCUGAUCCAGAAAGUGCUCAAGAUACAAGCUCCGAAACUACUCCUGAGAGUGCCACUGAGACUACCACGGUAGCUGCCCAAGAAUCAUCCUCAGAUCCAUUUAUUAUCCCGCCAGAAGUUCCAGCUACUACACCUGUAGUCGCACCAGUUCCAACUACUACCCCUGUGGUCCCACCAGUUCCAACUACUAGCCCAGUGGUCCCACCAGAAGUUCCAACUGCUACACCUGUAGUCCCACCAGUUCCACCAGAAGUUCCAACUACUACCCCAGUGGUCCCACCAGAAGUUCCAACUGAUACACCUGUAGUCCCACCAGAAGUUCCAACUACUACCCCUGUGGUCCCACCAGAAGUUCCAACUACUACCCCAGUGGUCCCACCAGAAGUUCCAACUACUACCCCAGCGGUCCCACCAGAAGUUCCAACUACUACCCCAGUGGUCCCUCCAGAAAUUCCAACUGCUACACCUGUAGUCCCACCAGUUUCACCAGAAGUUCCAACUACUACCCCUGUCGUCCCACCAGAAGCAACUACUACACCAGUGGUCCUGGUCCCUCCAGAAGUUCCAACUACUUCCCCUGGGCCAGGUAUCGACCCACCGGCAGAAGCAACUGGUAUCGUUCCUGAACCACCCAUCGCCUCACUGAAAGUUGAAACUUCUAUCCCUGGGCUAGUUAUCGUCUCAUCAUUUGUACCAAUUGCACCAUCCGAUAUUCCAAUUGUAAACCCUCCUACUACAGCUAUAAUUAUUCGUCCUCCUAGUACAGAUAAGACUGUUCCUAAGGUUCCAACUGAACUUCCUGACGAGGUUGAUCAAGCUGUCGCUACAGCAAUAGUAGCUCCUUCUAUGAGAACUGUGAGAGCUGAGAUCAAUAUUUCACCUGAUCAUGGACAAAAAGUCACUGGUUAUUCCACAAUUGCUGGUUCUGGAAAUACUGCCAAGCCCUAUGUUCCAACUACUGUAACAUCUCAAGUUAUCAGCGCUACCGGUGCCGUUGUCAGACCUAAUGUUCGAAUUGCUGGGGGGUCCGCUAGAUUAUCGUCUUCCGUUUCCGUAGCAAACUGUGUGAUUGCUAUGCUUUCCGUUUUUAUGAUUAUUUAA